Molecule: messenger RNA, 1959 nt
Organism: Thrips palmi
Lineage: Eukaryota; Metazoa; Arthropoda; Insecta; Thysanoptera; Thripidae
Product: ubiquitin-conjugating enzyme E2 W
Exons: 7
Coding region: 121-858 (245 amino acids)
Source: RefSeq, a predicted model, not a curated record
CUUCAGUUCAGCGCCUUGCUGCAAACCCUCUCUUGUUUGGAAGUGAAGUGAAAAACAAUGGCGUCGUCGAUGGCGUUCUCCGUCAGAUUUGCAGACAGGGUCCGAUUGCCAGGAGAGUGAAUGCCCCAGGGGGCCUCGAGGCCUGCUUCAAAGGGGACGCACGCGGGCUACGCGGGCCACCCUCCGAACCAUCCGAACCACGCCCCGAGCCGCGCGCCCACCAUGGAACAAGUGACUGCCAUGCUGGCGCGCGUCGGGCCUUUCGGUAGUACGCCUCCGUCACCUGCAGCGCCUGCAGCGUCGCCGUCCUCGGCCCCCGGCAACCCUGGUUCAUCCGGGACGUCCUCCGCCGGGGCAGGGGCUGUAGCGUUGGCGACCUCGUCCAGACCGUCCGGUCAGGACGCUCUUCGUUGGGAGAGACGGCUUCAGAAAGAGUUAAUGGCUUUUGUGACGGAUCCACCGCCUGGACUUUCUAUUGAUGCAGAUGUCACUAGCCAAAACCUCCAAGAUUGGACAGUUGAACUCCAGGGAGCUGAGGGAACUUUGUAUGAAGGAGAACAUUUUCAGCUCAAUUUUAAAUUCAACAGCAAAUACCCUUUUGAUGCACCACAAGUGAUGUUUAUAGGAAACCACAUUCCUGUCCACCCACAUAUUUAUAGUAAUGGCCACAUCUGCCUCUCCAUCUUGACUGAAGACUGGUCACCAGCCCAUAGUGUGCAGAGUGUCUGUCUAUCUAUCAUGUCAAUGCUCAGUAGUUGUAAAGAUAAGAAAAGGCCUGUAGACAAUUCGUUAUAUGUAAAAACAUGCAACAAAAAUCCAAAAAAAACUAAAUGGUGGUACCACGAUGACACUGUUUGAGGGCGCUAGUGGGUGGUUGUGCAUUAAAUAUAAUUAUUGUGAAUGUUUGAGUGCGUGUGUGUGGUGUGUGUGUGUGGAGAGAGCAGUUAGCUUGAAGCCAGACAUCAAAUGAUAGGUUGCCUGGUGUCCAACCCUACUGGAUUGUACGAAUUCCAUCACAAUUUUUCUCUAUUCUCAGGCAAUCUGCUCUCUGUCCUGUCCUAAAGCAUAUUUUGUUACCAUUGAUUCGUGAUCUCUCUCAUUUUUACAUUAGCUAUAUGUAGAUUGAUAUAUAUAUCUUGUUUGUUUUCUGAACUUCUGAUAAGAAAAUGUGCCAUGUGAAGUCAGUUUCUUAUUAGUCUAAACAACAUUCUAUCUCUUUCAAUUUUUGUUUCUCUUUUUUUUGUGUGUGCUUACCAAAUAUGUUAAAAUUUAAUUGUUUGAGUUUUUAGUUUGUCUUUUGUCAUUUGUGUCAAUGUUCAAACAGCAUAAAGUGUUAAGUAGAUGUCAAGCUGUAGUUCAAAUGUUUAACUUGCAACUUUUGUGUCUAGAAAAAUAUUUUUGGUCAUAUUGGUGACUUUUAUUCAGACACUUUUGUGAUUUCGUGCAUUGCAUAUUGGGGUUUCCCAAGAUUUUUUUGUGCUCUGUACAUUUAAAUACCGGUCUCCAUAUAAAAUGGUGACCUUCUAGAUAUUAUGAUAAAUAAUUGCUACUCUGGAAAAGCAAGUAUGUGCAUGGCUCACAGUUUUAAAUGUGUGCUUAUAUGCACGGUUCUAAACAGUGUGCAUGGAGGCACUGUGUGCCAUGCACUCACUUGCAUUUGCAGAGUAGUAAUUUGAAUCAGACCAUCGACGAUGCAGACUAUAACAAUAAUUAUGUUAGUUUAUAAUUUCUGAAUUCGAGCUAUUUUUAAAUUAGCCAAGCAUGAGGAAUCUUUUUUUUUUUCCUAAUUCUAUUUUCCUAAUUUCCCAGAUGCACCAGUCAUCCAUUAUAUUGGUGGUCGCACUCAUAUCGAUUAACCUUGCAUAUUUUGUUUAUCAAUGUGUUAUUGUGAUGAAAGUGUAUGGAUGCAUAUGUUUACACGCAUUAUGUUAUUUUCUGCUAUUAAAUUGUGACAAAGGA